Molecule: messenger RNA, 7486 nt
Organism: Anoplopoma fimbria (sablefish)
Lineage: Eukaryota; Metazoa; Chordata; Actinopteri; Perciformes; Anoplopomatidae
Gene: daam2
Product: dishevelled associated activator of morphogenesis 2
Exons: 26
Coding region: 307-3531 (1074 amino acids)
Biological process (GO): regulation of non-canonical Wnt signaling pathway; positive regulation of canonical Wnt signaling pathway; actin cytoskeleton organization
Molecular function (GO): small GTPase binding; actin binding
Source: RefSeq, a predicted model, not a curated record
CAGUCCCUUCCCUCCCCACUAUCAUUCGGCUCCGCAUGAAGCAGCCUCGCACGGUCGCGAGCUGGGCAUCGGCUCUCUAGAUUUGGAUCCAGCCCCGCCGCGAGACUCAGUUGGGUUGGUGUGUCGCGCGGUGACAGCGACAAGGGAUUAUUGGUACCGAGCAGCGACUGUUCCUCCUCAACGAAGCCGGGAGAUCAUGCCCCCUAGAUAGCGGCCUCGUCCUCCUCUCCACUCCCCCUCCCUGCCCCUUGGCCCCUUCCUCUACCUUCCUCCACCAUCACUGCCACCUGUGUCACCACAGCCACCAUGCCCCCCAGGAAGAGGACGCGGCCGGGCCUGGGCUUCCUGUGCUGCUUCGGCAGCAGCGAGCCUCCGGAGAUCAACCUCAAGGACAGCGUGCCCCUGCAGCUGCUGGAGUUCAGCGCCCCCAUGCCGCCUGCUGAGGAGCUGAAUGCACGGUUCUCCGAACUGGUGGAUGAACUGGACCUGACGGAUAAGAACAGGGAGGCCAUGUUUGCGCUGCCCGAUGAGAAGAAAUGGCAGAUCUACUGCAGCAAGAAGAAGGAGCAAGAGGACCCCAACAAGCUGGCCACCAGCUGGCCCGACUACUACAUUGACCGCAUCAACUCCAUGGCUGCUAUGCAGACCCUUUUUGCCUUCGAUGAGGAGGAAAUGGAAAUGAGAAACAAGGUGGUGGAAGAUCUGAAGACAGCACUUCGGACCCAACCGAUGAGGUUCGUCACGCGCUUCAUCGAGCUCGACGGCCUCACCUGCCUCCUCAACUUCCUGCGCAGCAUGGACUACGAGACGUCGGAGAGCCGCGUCCACACCUCCGUCAUCGGCUGCAUCAAGGCCCUGAUGAACAACUCGCAGGGCCGCGCGCACGUCCUGGCCCACCCGCAGAGCAUCAACACCAUCUCACAGAGCCUGCGGACGGAGAACAUCAAGACCAAAGUGGCCGUGCUGGAGAUCCUCGGGGCGGUGUGCCUGGUGCCCGACGGGCACAAGAAGGUGCUGCAGGCCAUGGCGCACUACCAGAAGUACGCUGCAGAGAGGACCCGCUUUCAGACGCUGCUGAAUGAGCUGGACAAGAGCACAGGCCGCUACAGAGACGAGGUCAACUUAAAGACUGCCAUCAUGUCCUUCAUCAACGCUGUGCUCAACGCCGGAGCCGGGGAGGACAACCUGGAGUUCCGCCUCCACCUAAGGUACGAGUUCCUGAUGUUGGGCAUCCAGCCGGUCAUCGACAAGCUCCGGGAGCACGAGAACGCCACUCUGGAUAGGCAUUUGGACUUCUUUGAGAUGGUGCGGAAUGAGGAUGACUCUGAGCUGGCCAAAAGGUUUGAUACACCCCACGUUGAUACAAAGAGUGCCGGUGCCAUGUUUGAGCUGAUCAAGAAGAAGCUGAGCCUCACAGACGCCUACCCCAACCUCAUCUCCAUCCUCCAGCACUGCCUGCAGAUGCCCUAUAAACGAGGCGGUGGCAGCCUGCAGCACUGGCAGCUCUUAGACCGGAUCCUCCAGCAGUUAGUCCUCCAGGAUGAGAAGGGAGAGGACCCCGACGCCGCCCCUCUGGACAACUUCAGCGUUAAGAACAUCGUUCGCAUGUUGGUCAACGAGAACGAGGUGAAGCAGUGGCGAGACCAGGCUGAGAAGUUCAGGAAAGAUCACUUAGAGCUGAUGGGUAAAUUAGAGCGGAAGGAGCGAGAGUGCGAGACCAAGACCCAGGAGAAGGAGGACAUGAUGAAGACUUUGAACAAAAUGAAGGACAAACUCCAGCGGGAGGGAGUGGAGCUGCGCUCAGCCAAGGAGCAAGUCCUGGACCUGUCCUCACGCAUCAAUGACUUUUCUGGCGUCAGCGUGUCUUUCCUGCCUCCUCCUCCUCCUGGCGGCCCUGCGGAUCUGCCUCCACCCCCUAUGAUGGCCGGCUUUCCUCCGCCUCCUCCUCCGCUACCGUUCAGCUGCCCGCCUCCUCCGCCACCUCCUCCCCCACCCGGAGGGCCUCCUCCUCCGCCUGGGGCCCCUCCGAUUUUCGGAGCCCCGCCUCCUCCCGUUCCCUCAUCAUUCAACUCGGCGGCCAGCAUACGCUCCAAGUCCAUCCCUCAGCCCUCUCAUCCACUCAAGUCCUUCAACUGGGCCAAACUAGGAGAGAAUGUGAUCAACGGCACCAUCUGGAAUGACAUCGAUGACCUGAGAGCUUUCAAGAUUCUUGACCUCAAGGACAUCGAGAAGAUGUUUUCAGCCUAUCAGAGACAGCAGGACCUGCUCACUAAUCAAUCCUUCAAGCAGAAGGAGACGGGCUCCAUGGACGACAUAUACGUCAGCACACGGAAGGUCAAAGAGCUGUCGGUCAUCGACGGCAGACGUGCACAGAACUGUGUCAUCCUUCUCUCAAAGUUAAAAAUGAGCAAUGAAGAGAUCAAGAGGGCCAUCCUGGAGAUGGAUGAGAGGGAAGAGCUGGCCAAAGAUAUGCUGGAGCAGCUGCUGAAGUUUAUUCCAGAGAAAAGUGACAUCGAUCUGUUGGAGGAGCACAAACAUGAGCUGGAGAGGAUGGCCCGGGCCGAUCGCUUCCUCUAUGAAAUGAGCAGAAUCGACCACUACCAGCAGAGACUGCAGGCUCUGUUCUUCAAGAAGAAGUUUGCAGAGCGUCUAGCCGAAACCAAGCCGAAGGUUGAAGCCAUCCUGAACGCGUCCAGGGAGGUGGUCCGGAGCAAGAGGCUGACUCAGAUCCUGGAGGUGGUGCUGGCCUUCGGCAACUUCAUGAACAAGGGCCAGAGGGGCAACGCCUACGGCUUCAAGGUCUCCAGCCUCAACAAGAUCGCUGACACCAAGUCCAGCAUAGACAGGAACAUCACCAUGUUGCACUACCUGAUCAUGAUCGUUGAAAAGAACUACAACGACACGCUGCACAUCCAGGACGACCUUGGCAGUGUACCGGAGGCUGCCAAAGUCAAUUUGGCGGAGUUGGAAAAAGAGGUGCACAAUAUGAAAAGUGGACUGAAGGCUCUAGAAGCGGAGCUUCUCUACCAGCAGAGCAGGACGCGGGAACGCGGGGACAAGUUUGUGGCUGUGAUCGGAGACUUCAUCACCGUGGCCGGCUUCAGCUUCUCUGAGCUGGAGGACCAGCUGAGUGAGGCCAAGGACAAGUUCACCAAAUCUCUGAAGCACUUUGGGGAAGAAGAAGGGAGGAUGCAGCCCGAUGAGUUCUUCGGGAUCUUCGACACCUUCUUGCAGUCGUUCAGCGAGGCGCGGCAGGACCUGGAGAACAUGCAGCGCCGCAAAGACGAGGAGGAGAGGAGGGCACGGAUGGAGGCCAUGCUCAAGGAGCAGAGGGAGCGGGAACGGCGGGCCAAGAAGAGCGGGGCCUCAGACGAGGUCGGCGGGGAGUUCGACGACCUGGUGUCGGCGCUGCGCUCCGGCGAGGUCUUCGACAAGGACCUGAACAAAUUCAAGCGGAACCGCAAGCGCUCCGUCAACCAGCUGGUGGAGGGUGGGGGCCGCGAACGGGCCGUCACCAAGGUCAACUACUAGGUCGAGAAAAAGGAAGGAAAAAAGACAAAAACAAAACACUAGACACUUAAACUCUGCCGUGGUUUAGAUCUCCUAACACCUUUAGGUCCAGGUCCUGGACCAUUGACGUUGGACAGGAUGUAAAUAACGGCCGGACUGGACAUGUAGAGACAUGUGUGGACAGCCACGCCGUUUUGAAGGAUACCCUCCUCUGAUUGGUCUUGGGAAGCUGUCCCCGACCCGUUGGUCCUGGACGCUGUGUGAUCUCCUGAGCUGGGCGAAGGACAGUUGGGGUCUACGGAUGGACGGACAGACCACUGUGACACAUUACCCCAUAUCUUUUUCACCAUGUCCGCCUAACACUGUGCUCAAGCUUCCAACCCUGUUUUCUCACGGCUCCUCUUUUUCCCCCACAAACCCCUCACUCUUCCUCAGUACGGUCCUCGAGGCCCGAGCUGGAGCAGCCCUACCUGGCUCUAAAACACACAGGACUCUGGGAUCAGCCCGUCUCUGUACAUAGACUCGAGGCCGAGAGGACGGAAUGGAAGAAGGGCUUUCGUCAGAUUGGAACUGAAAAGAGAAGGUGGGAAGGGUGGAAGUAAGCCAUACCAUCCACGGUCAUGGUUGCUCCAAGUGUCCCACAGAAAAGAGACAAUCAGCUCAGAAUAGACGGGUAUUCAUGAAUUUCCUUGACUGGAAAAAAGGGAUGUGCAGUCUGCAUAUCCCAGAAUGCUUUGUAGGCUUCUGAGAGAGAGAGAGAGAGAGAGAGAGGAAGGAGGGUACACGCUUCGUCCCAACGACCACACAGCAUUCCCAGGGAGGACGUACGUACGUCCCGGGCUGCAAUUUUUUUAAGAGGAUAAAACUCGUCUCAAGGAAAACCAUCUUCUCAGCUUGAUCCGCUCGACAAAAUGAUGACUGUGCCACAAAGGGUCGAGCCUCAUGUCCACCCGUCAAUGGUUUCCUCGUGGCUCCGGCAUUAAGCAGUGCCAAAGCAAAGAGAGAACAAAUGUAUUAAUACGAAAAACAUACUGCAAUUAGGCGAUGAUAUAUAUUUAUAUUUAGAUACAGACAAGCUAAUUGCAAAGAUUUGUUGAGUUUUUUUUAUGUUUUCUUGGCAUUUUUAGGGUUUUGUACACACAAUGCAUUAUUUGUUGGUGUUGCAAGUUCACAUCGGUGUUGACGUGAAUUUCUAUACAUUUUGCGCUUUAUGUAAAAAAACAACAAAAAAAAACAAUAAUUGCUUGUCCUUUUCACACCUGUACGUCUUGUUUGCACUGUCGCUUUUCUGACCAACUUUACACUCCACAAGCUGAUCUCCGGUGCCCGUGUAUGGCAGGUCUCAUUGGGCCUCUAGUGGUCUCCGUUAUCUGCAGGGUCCGAUCCACUGGUGCUAAAACACGCUCCAGACAGAGCCACCGGCCCAGUUUAGGAUUACUCAAAUUAAACUAGUGCUUGAUCCAGGCUCAACAUACAAGGUAUCUAUGCGUUUUUUUAUUUCAGCUGGCAAUCGUAACACAUCAGACUACACCACAUGAUGAGGCUGUUAAUGCAAAGUGAGGCCACAACAAGCCACUUAGAGGUGGAAAUGUUCUGGGAGAGAGCUCAGAGUGCAUCACAGAAAACAAUCCUUUCUUCCAUCUUUCCUUCCAGCUUCUCUCAAACCUUUGAGAUUGUGACUAGACCUCGUUACUAUGGGCAACCAGUUGCCAAACAUACUGAAGCCAACCUAGGUCACUUUUCCUUUUGAAAUAUUCAACGUAGUAUAUGUUUUUUUUAUAUUUUUUUUAUUUAUACAUACAUGUCUCGAGCCUUAGCAGCAGACAUGACAAAGGCUGCGAUGUAAAGUAUGGGCUCCCCUCAGAACAACAUUCAGACGGCCUCCUUAUAGACGGACAUGCAGUACAGGGUAGGUUGCUACGCAGAGAGGGCUCUAAUCCUGGGGUCCGCUGUGGUGGGAGCCAAACCCUGGUCCAUCCUUAGGGAGACGGGGAAGCAUUAUGGGUCAUCAGUGAAAGUGUGGAUCGACACGCAGAAGGAUUUGCACGACAGCCCCUGUUUGAGCUUGCAGGGGGGUGGAGUGGUCGUUCCCAUGGUAACAGUUGGAGUUUAACACCAAGGAGUUCCUUCACCCCCUUGUGUUAAGUCAGAGACAUGUUCACUCUGCACUUGGCUCAAGGAGCACUUGGUGGGUUUACAGUGCAUAACAUAAGAAAGUGACAUUACUCAUACUCAUUUUAUAUUUCAUUUACAGUGUUUCUGAAGACAACCCACCACUACUGCAUGUGAUAACUACAGUAGUGAUGACCAUCCACAGUUUGUCAUUUGUCCCCUGCAGUGUUUCUGUUGUGAGUUUCACACAUGUUCCAUUCCUUUUAUCAUGUUUUUGGUGUGGCUAUCCCAAAAGAUAAUGUACAGUGUUUUCAAAUGAAAUGCAGCCGGCGGUUGGAAUUAGACUAUCUGGCACCAUCUGGUGGCUUCAGAUAGUGCAUGUUCCUCAUCGACACUGCAUGCAGUUGUCAGCAGCUCACAAUGGGACUCUUGACCCCCAACAGCGGUACUUCUUUGUGGCGGGCAUGUGAUCAGAGAGGUUUGACCUCCCACCUGUACAGAGAAAAUAACUUAUUUGCCUAACGCGUUAAUUUAUCCACACUGGGGCCCUCCACAGAGGAACCUCAUCCCACCUGGGGUGUAGUCCUUUCAUUUGUCCUCAAACGUAGGCAGAGAGAAGCUGUAGUGAGCUGAAGUGGUUGAAGACAAUGUGACACUUCAGAGAUCAAACCAAACCCAUUCAUACUUCCACACACAGCCCUGAGGGGGAAAAUGACAUAUGAUUGCCUAUUUUUUAACCAGCAUCUCAUGUAUUUUUGAGCUAUUUCCUAACCUCCUUUGUCUUUCCAAUUAAUCAGAGUUAGCCUACGAGACUCCAGAGCUUUGACCCCGUAUUGUAAUGCAGACUUUUUACUGAGGGGCGUUGCGGCAUUGUCAGUAUUAUCCCACGUUUAUGUUGUUACAUGUUUGGAUGUUUUAUUUCGGCCAUUGACUGGCUGAUUGCGGAGUGUACAGGUGGAAAUCAGAGGAACGGAAUUAGUAGCUUGUUCAAUGCACUUUUAUUAUGGGACAUUUCCAUUUGCGGCGCCCUCUCGUGGGUUUCGACCCCCCCUAGAAAUGAGGUGGGUGCAACCAAACGAGUGGUGCAAAAAAAAAAAAAAAAAAAAACAUGGUGUGAAGAAGAAAGAGGGAAACAGGGCGAGUGAGGUUGGGACACGUUUACAGUCUGUCGGAUGGCAAAGAUGGGAUUGGUGGGGACAUUGACACAAAGAGGGGGACACUCCUGUCCUCAACCGUCUGUGUCACCUGCUUUGUCUGUUCCCCCACAUUUCUGUCACACCAUGCACUUGGCAUGGAGCUGCAUGCCUCAAGAAGUGUGCAGACAGUGUGACGCGUCGACUUGCAAUAUAAAACACACCUGUUGCACGACAAUUUGUACGGCCUGAGAGAAGUUGCACCCGGUUUCAGAGGCUGUGUAAGUGCGAGGAGUCAGUAUUUUUAUGGUUGGAAAAAAGAAAAAGGAUCCUCCACCGAAAGAUGUACAGUUGGAAAAAAAAAAAGAAGCAUUUUGUACACGAUUGUUGAUGUUUGAGAUAAGAUAAAAAAAUAAAAAAACGAUUCAAACAUUGAGGAAUGUUCCAUUUUCCUGUAAAUUGUACCUCUAUUUAUUUGCCUUAUUUAGUUUGCUAUAUUUUGUAUGUACACACAGCAUUACAACGAGAUGUUAUAUUAAAAAUAUGAAUAAUUAAACUGUGGUCCGUGUGUGAUGGAUAGUUUUGAGACUUUUUUUUCAUUUCUAUAACUUUAUUUUAGUUUUGUAUUUUUUUUUUCUCACCCUGUGUCUUUUUGUAGGGUUACAAUAAACUUUUUGUCCCUUACAGCUGCUUGUGUUAUUUUUUUCCAAAUAAUUUAUUGAUGCCGUAAA